UUUCUCAUGAGCAGCUGGACUUUAAACUUCAUCUCUCCUGUAGCUGUUUCGCCCAAGAGCUGCAGAAAUGCAGGCAGGCGCCAUUAGGCUCAGAGGGUAACAAUGACAAGGUGCUCUUGGAUAAUAUUGUUCCUUCUCUCUGCCCUUUUCCGUCAGACAGAGCAGACAGUGUUUAUAUCAGCUGACGAGGCAAACAAUGUUAUCAAGAGACAGAGGCGUGCCAGUUCCCACCUUCUGGAGGAGAUCCUCCAAGGCAGCUUGGAAAGGGAAUGCCUUGAAGAGAGAUGUACACAUGAAGAAGCAAGAGAAGUAUUUGAAAAUGAUGAAAUGCUUAAAAUGUUUUGGGAUAUCUACUACGAGGGCAGGAGGUGCUCCUCGAGCCCCUGCCAGAACAAUGGCGUGUGUGAGGACAGCAUUCGUGGCUACACCUGCACUUGUGCUGAGGGCUACGAGGGAGAGAACUGUGCUUUCGCUAAAAAUGAAUGUCACCAUGAAGCAAAGGAAGGAUGUCAACACUUCUGCUACCCAGGAAUUAAUUCCUACCGCUGUUCCUGUGCUGAUGGCUAUGAGCUUGGGCAGGACACAAAACAGUGCAUUGCAUUAGAUGAAUGUGCAUGUGGCAGACUUCAAGACAGUGAUAAUCUGAUAAGUGAAACCAGGAAGAAGCACGACGAGCGAUUUCCCUGGCAGGUGCUACUGCUAAACUCAGAAGGGAAAGGCUUCUGUGGAGGAGUGCUGCUAAAAAGUAACUUCGUAUUGACCACAGCAGAGUGUGCUCUUCUGCACAACCAUUUUGAAAUCAGGGUUGGUGCUGGGCCUAAUGGAACAAGUGGAACGGAGAGGAUAAUGCAAGUUAGCGAGAAGCACAUACACAUCCGGUAUGAUGAAGACACUGGUGAGAACAACGUUGCAUUGCUACAACUUCAAGAGCAUGUUGAGUGCAACACCUACCAGCUUCCUGUAUGCGCCCCUGAAAGAGACUUUGCAGAACACGUUUUAAUUCCAAAAUUGGCUGGUACAGUUAGUGGCUGGAGCAUGGAAGGUGAUGAACUUAAAGUUGAUGAGCUGCAGGUUUUGUACCUUCCUGCUGAGGACUGCAAACAAAUACUCAACAUCAGCCUCACAAACAGGCAGUUUUGUGGGCACCUCCAGAAGGCCGUAGACAAACGACUGGCUGGAGGAAGCUUUUUAGCUACCGAGUAUAAGGGCACUUGGUUUCUGACUGGUAUCCUGGGAUCUUGGCCACUAGAAGACACUGACUGGGAAACACUUCUAUUCACCAACACCGCAAGGUAUAUGAUAUGGGUUAAACAAAAAAUGAAAUAAGACACAAACACAACCAACUCUCAAGCACCAAACACCUACCAAUCAUUGCAAGGAAACAUAUGGAUGCAGCCAGUACACCCAUUUGACUGUAUCACAAUUCACAGCAAUGGAAGUUGCAAUGAUGGCACGUAUUUAACUCCAAGUUAUACAGAAAAGCCUGUUUGUCUUUCCUUCUUCUGCUGACACACAGUACUGUGGAAGUCAUGAUGCAGUAAACCUAGUUAUUUUAUGAAAAACUGAUUUAACUUUAAAUUUCUUAGAACUGUUCAUCUUAAAACUCCAAACACUUUGAUGUUUUUCUGGGAUUUUAAAUAGUGCUAGAAGGCAAUGAGUCUUUUCCAUUCUUGGUACCCUGAGGUUUACUUCAGCAAAUUCAUACUCUUAUUUCAAGAUUCAUACAAGUAAAACUUACAAAGACCAGGGGAACUUCUUUUACAUGUCUGUGUUAAUGACUGUGUAAGGACCUGACACUUUCAUCAUGUUUAAAAGUGCUUCCCCUCACACAUGGUACCCGUGUUUUCCCUUAUGAACGAUGUUCAUGUCAGUUAGAGGAUAAAAUAAAACCCAACUGUAAAAGAUAGGAAAA
Molecule: messenger RNA, 1912 nt
Organism: Chiroxiphia lanceolata (lance-tailed manakin)
Lineage: Eukaryota; Metazoa; Chordata; Aves; Passeriformes; Pipridae
Gene: PROZ
Product: protein Z, vitamin K dependent plasma glycoprotein
Exons: 8
Coding region: 103-1326 (407 amino acids)
Biological process (GO): proteolysis; blood coagulation
Cellular component (GO): extracellular region
Molecular function (GO): serine-type endopeptidase activity; calcium ion binding
Source: RefSeq, a predicted model, not a curated record